UUGUUUUUUGUUUGUUCGAGACCAUUUUUCUUCUCUCUUCUCUUUUAACAUUCUCGUUAUUUUCUUUUAAAUAAUUUAUGGCCAAUUUGUCAAAUGAUGGAAUUGUUUGUGUUGAAACUAUAAACUUUAUUAUGGCCAAAAAAAAUAAAAUAAUAAUACUUCCGUUUUGCUCACUCAUUCUCUUUUAGUUCAACAAACACCCACCCUCUAAUACUUCUUUUUUUAAUAAAUAAAUACAUUUUGCGCAUUCACGUCAGUCUAUAUUUUUUAUUUAAUUUUUUAUUCCAUUUAAAGAUAUAUAAUUUUAUUUUCUUUAAUUAUUUAGUUGAAUUCUCGGGAAUUGAAUUUUUAAUUAAGUUUUAUAUAUUUAUUUAUUUCCGUUUUUUGACUUUAAUAAAAUUUAUAAUUCUUUUAUUAAUUCAAAAGAAUUUUUAUAGUAAUUAUAAGAAAGUCACAAAUCUGAGGGAAAUUUAGCAAGAAUUAAUUUAUUUCUUUAAAUCUUUUUACUCUUAAAGUAUCCUCACUUUAUAUCAGAGGUGAGUCGGAAAUGACGAAGGUGCCGGAACUCGGAAUUCCGACCCACCUCUGCUUUAUAUUCAAGUUUUCGUCUAUUUCCUAUAUUUUCUGUAAUUUAAAUAUUUUAAUAAAUUAUUCGAAAAUUUAAUUUUUAAUUAUUUUUAGAGAUGUCUAAAAAUAAUAACAAUACUAAUAGUUCUUCAUCUUUCUGUUCUGCAAGUACUUCCUGUUGUUUUUCACCUCCUUAUUCCCCCAAAACAAAAGAAAAUCUUGAACAUGAGGAUAGCGGUUUUCUCUCUUGUUGGCAAAUGGAUGAGGGCGGAAAUGAGAAGGUUUCAAUGGAGAAUUUUGCUUUGAUUAGAGUUCUUGGAAAGGGGGCUUAUGGAAAAGUAUUUCUCGUUAGAAGGAUAGGUGGGCAAGAUAGUGGACGUUAUUAUGCUAUGAAGGUGCUAAAAAAGACUCGAGUAACGCAAAAACAAAAAACACUUGAACACACAUUAGCUGAAAGAAAAGUUUUGGAAAGAUUGAAAGGAUUACCUUUUUUGGUAAAUAUGGUUUAUGCCUUCCAAACAGAUACAAAAUUACAUAUCGUUAUGGAAUUUGUUCGUGGAGGAGAACUUUUUACACAUUUAUGUAAAAGAAAAAAAUUUGAUUUGUCAACAGCUAGAUUUAUUUUGGCAGAAAUUGCUUUAGCAUUAGAAAAUGUUCAUAAAGCGGGUGUUAUUUAUAGAGAUUUAAAAUUAGAAAAUAUUUUAUUGGAUGAGGAGGGGCAUAUUAAAUUAACUGAUUUUGGACUUUCUAAGGCUUUUGAAGUUGAUGAAAAUGCUACAAAUUCUUAUUGUGGAACUAUUGAAUAUAUGUCUCCAGAGAUUAUUCGCCGUACAUCUGAUGGAUAUACUCAAGUUGUUGAUUGGUGGAGUUUUGGAGUUAUUGCUUUUGAAUUAUUAACUGGAUGUUCUCCAUUUACGGUUGAUGGUGACCAGAACAGCACAUCAGAUAUUGCAAGACGUAUUCUCACUAAACGUGUGCCUUUUCCCAAAAGUAUGGAUCCUUCAGCUCGCGAUUUAAUUUUUGCGUUGUUAAAUAAAGAUCCAAAUCAAAGAUUGGGAGCUAAGGAAGGUUUAGAGGAAAUUAAAAAAGCAAAAUUCUUUGCUCCCAUUAAUUGGUCAGCAGUAGAAAAACGUGAAAUGCCUGGACCGUUAAAACCAAACAUUACUGGAGGACAAACUGACGUUGAAAAUUUUGCUUCUGAGUUCACUGCACAAACACCAUUAUUCUCCCCAGCAGAAAAACCUUCACAAGAAUUUCAUAAAUUUUUUAGAGGAUAUUCUUUUGUUUCGCCUUCUGUUAUUUUCUCAAAUGAUAAUGUAAUUGGUCAAGAAUGCCUCGAAGAAUCUGUCCAACUUUUAACUUCAAACAAUUCUGCCUUCUUUUCAAAAUAUAAAUUAGACACAACUCCUCAGGGAUUCCUUGGACGUGGUUCUUUUUCUGUUUGUAGAAAAUGUCAAAGAUUAAGUGAUGGAAAAGAAUUUGCUGUUAAAAUUGUUUCGCAAAGAUUUGCAAAUCAAGCAAUUAGGGAAGUUCGAAUAUUGGAAACAUUAAAUCCCCAUCCACAUAUCGUUCCAUUAAUUGAAGCAAUAUCUGAUCAAUUUCAUUAUUAUAUAGUUUUGGAAAAAUUGGAAGGAGGGGAAUUAUUGGAUCGGUUAAGAAGAAUGGAAAAAUUUACAGAAAUUCAAGCAGCAGAAAUAAUGACUCAAUUAGUUUCUUCAUUACGGCAUAUGCAUUCAAAAGAUAUUGUUCAUAGAGAUUUGAAGCCUGAAAAUAUUCUUUUUGCUAGUAGUGAACCUGGCAAUUAUUCUCUUCGCCUUGUUGAUUUUGGAUUUGCAAGAAUUCUCCCUUCUACUAUGCGUGGAAAUAGUGGAAGUUUUUCUUCGUCAACAAAAAAUUUAAUUACUCCUCUUUGUGGGACAUUACAUUAUGCAGCUCCUGAAGUUUUGGAAAUUGAAGAUGAAUUACCACAAUAUAAUCAACAAUGUGAUUUGUGGAGUCUUGGUGUUGUUUUGUUUACUUUACUUUCUGGAAAAGUACCUUUUCAUGCUAAAAGUCAAGCUGAAUCAGCUGCUGAUAUUAUUGCAAGAAUUAAAAGGGCUGAAUUUUCUUUUGAAGGGCCAGUUUGGGGAAUGGUAUCUGAACCGGCUAAAGAUUUAAUCACCGGUCUUCUAACAGUAGACCCAACACGUAGAUUAUCCCUUGCUCAAGUAGCAAAACAUCCAUGGUUAGAUUCAGCAAAAACUCCAGAAUCUUCUGCAUAUACAGCAACAGAAUUACCUACCCCAACAAUUUUACCUCGAAGUGCCGAUGAAACUUUUAACGCAACAAUUUCAGCUUUUAUUUCAGCUUCACGUGAAGGAUUUCAAUUAAUGGAUGUUUAUACAGCACCUUUAUUAGUUAAAAGAAGGGGAAUUAAAAGACAAAGAGUUGGAGGAGAAAAUAUUGAAGAUGAAGGAAGAAAAGGAGGAGGGGAAUUAAUAAAUGAAAAUGAAGGGAUGAAUGAAGAAGAACAAAAUAAUGAAAGACAAAUUGGUUUUGGAAAACAACCAGCACUUUGUUCGGUACCAGAAGGUUCUGAAACAUGUUCACCACCAACCAUUCGUCGUCCAACAACUUUAAAUGUUUUUAGCCAAGAAGAUAAUUUAAAUAUUCAACAACAACAACAACAUUCACUUCCCCAAAUAAAUAAUACAAAAAUUGUUGGAAAUUCUUCAGUUUUUACAGAAUAUAGAGAUACAAAACCUUCAUAUCUAAAAUAUAGCAGAGAUGAUGUUGGGGGAAAUAAUUCAAUAAAUAAUAAUGAUUUUGAGAAGAAACCGAUGAAAGCUAAAUUUUUUGUUGAAGAAAAUAGUAGUAGCAGUAACAGUAAUGAAGAUAAUUAA
This is a messenger RNA of Meloidogyne enterolobii, 3449 nucleotides long. The record is from the annotation of a GenBank genome assembly. Lineage: Eukaryota; Metazoa; Nematoda; Chromadorea; Rhabditida; Meloidogynidae.